CGGGUCAGAGACGGUGCUUCUUUACUCUGCUUAUUGCGCAGCUAACUUGCUGCUCCAAUAGUCCUUCUAGGCCAUAUUAGGCAUCCAAGAUGCUCGGUACUCGCAUGGCCAUGUACGGUCUCACGGUCCACCGCUAAGCUCUUUUUUGAAUGUCAUUACUUCGUUACGAUUAUUGGGACAGAUGGCGCAGAGCUGCCACUGCUAGUGGUGUAAUCGACAAAGUUCGCUCCUGUGCCCCUCGCGAAUGCCCCAGAUUGUGUGGGGAUAUUCUGCGAUUCUGUUGCGUUCUAGGAUCCUUGUCCAAUUUCGUUAAGUCGGCUAGGCUCUGGCGAAAGCCGCCAAAAAGCAGAGCCAAAAAGGCGCAGCUACCAGAGCAUCGGCAAGCCUUGACGCUUUCCGCGUCCCGAUAUCAAAGCUCUCUACUUGACCGUCUCUCUGCGAAUCACAUCCUAGGUCUCAGGAAUCAGCGGCCAACACAUGCCUGGGCUUGUUGAAGAAGAAAGGGGUAAGAUGCCAGGAAGGCUGCGAGAGCCCAGGCGCCUCGUUUCCCUGCGGCUUCUUACGCGGCAGCACGCCAGGGCAGGGUAAAAAAGAACCUUCUCAAAGAGAAUUUGGCACGAGCAUGGACUCUUUGCCCUGGAUGU
Molecule: messenger RNA, 644 nt
Organism: Trichoderma harzianum CBS 226.95
Lineage: Eukaryota; Fungi; Ascomycota; Sordariomycetes; Hypocreales; Hypocreaceae
Exons: 1
Coding region: 150-494 (114 amino acids)
Source: RefSeq, a predicted model, not a curated record